AUGGAGGAGGAAAAGGUGGUGGUGGCGAAGCGCACGGGGCAGGUGCUCUACAAGGGGACCAUUCUCAAGGCCGACCACUGGCUGGGCGGCCACCAAAAGAGCCCCGUCCCCUUCCGCCUCUCUGGCGCCCCCAACUUUCGCACCGUGCCGGCGCUGCCGGUGUCGGGUGUGGCGCAGCCGUCGCUGUUUGGCAUCCGCGCGGUGCUCAACCGGGUGUUCGGGCGCCCAAACCGGAUCGAGCAGGUGGUGUGGUGUAACCUGCGCGAGGAGCCCGUGAUCUACAUCAACGCCCGCCCGUUCGUGUUGCGCGAGUUCGACCACCCAUUCAGCAAUCUCACCGCUUACAAAGGCAUGAGCUUGAGCAAUCUGGAGGACAUGGAGGAACGGCUGAAGGCUGACAUCCUAGCCGAAGCCUCGCGCUAUCAGGGCAACCUCCUUAUUCACGACGAGCUGGACGACGAGUGUGCGUGCCCCAUGUGGGAGGCCAUCUCGUCCGAGAGUGUCAUGACGCCCAGGGAGGUCUUCUUCACUCUCCAGAACGAAGGAUACCGAGUGAGCUACUGGCGUAUCCCCAUGAACGCCGAACACUUUGCCAGCCACGAAGCCAUCGACACGUUCGUGGAUAUGGUCAAGUCGAUCGAUGACCAGACCCACUUCGUUUUCAACUGCCAGAUGGGUAAGAUUCGCAAGUCGCGCGCGCGCGCGCGGAGAGGCAGGUCGACCAUGUGCACGGUGAUGGCCUCCCUGAUGUACAUGUGGUGUCGGCUCGUCAACAAGCCACUGGCCUAUCGGGCGGAAGACGACACCGAACACGAGGCGAAGCUGGAGGAGGACAUCCUCACCAGCGGAGAGAAGAAAGCGCGCCCCGAUGAAAAGCAGUUCUGGUUCAAGUGGGAACUCGUCAUGGUAUUCGACAGGAAAAUGAACGAUAUGCUCAGCUCCUCGUUGAAGGUCACGGAGCUCCACUUUGACGAGGGACUCAACCCGGCGCUGAGAGAGACGCUGCGCACGAUCCUCAACAACGGCAACAUGGUCAUCGAGUAG
This is a messenger RNA of Acanthamoeba castellanii str. Neff, 1044 nucleotides long. Its product is annotated as [2Fe2S]-binding, putative. The transcript has 8 exons. The record is from RefSeq and is a predicted model, not a curated record. Bases 1 to 1044 code for a protein of 347 amino acids. NCBI's taxonomy places the organism in Eukaryota, Discosea, Longamoebia, Acanthamoebidae.